UAUUCUCCGUACAGAACCCUAAUCCCCUUUUAGCUGCAUUAAAUUAAUUCAAUAAUUGCUUAAAGUAAGCUUGGAAAUCUUAUCAAUGCUAUGGAUUAUUGGAUUUGUAUGCAUUAUUAAACCGACAACCGAACCAAUAAGAUAUCGGGUUAAGUGGUACUAUGUUAACUUUUUUGUGUUUGAGUUUCUUGGAAUAUGCUUAAAAGUUUCUGUAGUGAGUUUGCAUCAAAAGGGCUGCCCAGUGCACUAAAGCUCAUGCUAUGUGCGGGUGUGUGGAAGGGCUGGAUCACAAGCGUGUAAUGUACGCAGCCUCACCUUAUAUUUCUGCAAUGGGUUGUUUCCACUCUUUGAAACCAUGAUCCUGAUCACAUAGCAACAACUUACCAAUUACUCCAAGGUGACAAAGCGAUGAAGUUUCUAUAAAUUGAUCUUAUACAUGGAGGAGAGCCAUGUAAUUUGCUAGCUUUAAUGGCUCUCUCAAACAGACAUGAGGAGGUGUUCUACUUUUGUUUUUCCUUAUCUUCGAUUCUCAAAUUCUGUGAUAAAACACACAGCAUUCUUUUCCUAUUCCUCUAAUUCUGCAAUUGAAAAGCUUUCCUUCCUUCCUUUAACUGCCGCGAGACCCUUUCCAGAUUAUUCGCCUAAAAAACCCUCCAUUAGAGACUCUGAACUUGUGCAGCACGUAUCGACUUCUAUUAAGCAACGCUACUCUGAGCACAUUCGGCGUGUUUUAAAGCCCUUUGAAUCAAAAAUCAGACCUGACCACAUCAUUUGGGUUCUCAUGACCGUAAAGAGUGAUUACAAACUAGUUCUUGAUUUCUUUGAUUGGUGGUGUCAACGGAGGGACCCAUCAAUUGAGGUCUGUUGUAUUAUUGUGCAUAUUGCUGUUUCUCAAAAAGAUGCAAGGUCAGCACAUAGGUUUAUUCAUGAGUUUUGGGCAAGACCCGGUGUAGAUGUGACAGUAUUCUUCUCCCAGUUUCUUGAAAAGUUAAUAUACACUUAUAAGGAUUGGGGUUCUAAUCCAUUUGCUUUCGAUAUUUUCUUCCAAGUGCUUGUAGAGUUGGGAAGUCUAGAUUAUGGAAGAAAACUUUUUGAUAAAAUGUUGCACUAUGGCUUAGUUCUAUCUGUCUCUUCGUGUAACUUAUUCCUUUCACGGCUCUCGCAUGAGAUUGAGGGGCACAAAAUGAUGUUAAAGGUCUUUAAUGAAUUUUCUGAAGUUGGUGUUUGCUGGGAUAACGAAUCUCAUAAUAUAGUGAUCCAUUCUUUUUGUCGGAUAGGGAAAGUUAAAGAAGCUCAUAACUUACUCCUGCAAAUGGAGCUGAGAGGCUGUAUGCCCGAUGUCGUAAGCUACAGCACUGUUAUUAAUGGAUACUGUGCGACUGGACAGUUUGAACCAGUGAUGAAGAUCAUUGAAGAAAUGCAAGCAAAAGGAUUGAUGCCAAAUGCAUUUACUUUUAACAGUAUAAUUCUUCUUUUGUCUAAGACAGGCAAAGUGCUUGAUGCCGAGAAAAUCUUGAGGGAGAUGACUUCCCAGGGGAUCACUCCUGAUAAUGUUGUUUACACAACUCUUAUAGAUGGCUUCUGCAAAACUGGAAACAUAACUGCUGCAUACAGACUGUUCAAUGAGAUGCAGUGUUUUAACAUUUACCCUGAUUUGGUAACAUAUACUGCCCUUAUUUGUGGUCUAUGUCAAACUGGAAAUAUUGCUGAAGCAGAUAAUUUGUUGAAUGAUAUGCUUGGCCGGGGGUUAGAACCUGACGAAUUCAUUUAUACAACACUUAUUGAUGGUUAUUGCAAGGCAGGUGAGAUAAGGGCAGCCUUUUCACUUCACAACAAAAUGGUUCAGAUGAAGUUGGUGCCAAAUAUUGUGACUUACAGUACACUGGUAGAUGGGCUCUGUAAACUAGGAGAACUUGAUACAGCAAACGAACUUCUCAGCGAGAUGUGUGGAAAAGGCCUUGAACUGAAUAUCUACACAUAUAACUCACUUGUUAAUGGUCUUUGUAAAGCUGGAAAUGUAAAGCAAGCGGUAAAGUUGAUGGAAGAUAUGGAGGCUUCAGGGAUCCACCCUGAUACUUAUACUUAUACUACUAUAAUGGAUUCUUACUGCAAAUGUGGAGAGAUGGAGAAGGCUCAUGGAGUACUACGUCAAAUGUUGCUCAGAGGACUCCAACCCACGAUAGUUACAUUCAAUGUUCUGAUGAAUGGCUUUUGUAUGUCAGGGAUGUUAGAAGAGGGUGAUAAACUGUUGAAGUGGAUGUUGGAGAAGGGUAUAAUGCCAAAUGCUACUACGUACAAUUCUCUUAUGAAGCAGUAUAGUGUGCGAAAUGAUAUGCGUAUGACAUCAGAAGCUUAUAAGGGAAUGCUGGGCCAAAGAGUUGUACCAAAUGCCAAUACCUUUAACAUAUUGAUACGAGGACAUUGCAAAGCUAGAAAUAUGAAAGAGGCUUGGUUUUUGCACAAGGAAAUGAUCAAGAAGGGAUUCACUCCGACAUUAGAUACUUAUCAUGCACUCAUUAAAGGGUUUUUAAAGAGAAAAAAGUAUUCUGAGGCCAAAGAAAUAUUUGAAGAGAUGAGAAGAUAUGGUUUAUUGGCAGAUAAAGAACUUUACUCUGCCUUUGCUGAUAUGACCUAUGAACAAGGCAACUUUGAUUUGGCACUUGAGCUUUGUGAUGAAGCAGUAGAAAAAUGUUUUGCAGACAAGACUGAUAUACUUAGUAGGAAUGCAUGAUGGUUCUCUGACAUGUUUCUGCAUCCUGUUGCUGGUUAUCUUGUUGCUAAUUUUGAAACUAGUGAUAGAAAACCAGUUGUCUUGCUCCCCGUGAUGCUAAGACUUUUCAUGCUGUCGAGUCAGUUCAAGUCAUGUUACUCUUUUAAGUCAUCAUCUGAUCUUUUGAAGCAGGUAUUGUGGCUUGGAGUUCUACGGCAAUGAAGUACACCAUCAAACAUUGCCCAUAUAUCUGAGUAUUUGUGUAAAAGUAUCAGUAUAUUGUGCUUUUCUAAGCUUGGAAUAAAUGCCAAAAAGCACCGGAAGACUAGGAGAAGAUUCGUGAAAUGCAGUUGUUUUGAUAUGUGGAAGUAGUGGUUCAAGGAUUGCGUGAUUGUUCAACCUGGUUAUAUGAUAUUUAAUGGCCGUUUCUUGAUAUGUAUGAAAUUUUCAAUCAGGUCACAGAGUUUGCUAAUUAUGCCAUAGACCUGGUGGUAUCAGUUUCAGGAGAGUGCAAUAACUACAGGAUGAAGCUAGUCAAAAGCAGCAGACAGUAAAGAACAAGGACCGAGCAGAGAUUUGCUUUAGCAAUGUGACCAUCUGAAGGUGCAGAUGAACCUGGGCCCUCAGUAGUCCUUGCUGUCUCCAUCGAGCAAGUGUAGUUGCAGCGACUUGGGCGAACCACUCUGUAUACACCGGUGCUUGUUAAAACAUAGGUAUCCUUCCUGUUAUCCUGUCCAAAUGAGAAUAUGUAACCUAAUGCAGGCAAUUGACUGUUGGGCACUGAGCUGCAAUUGAGAGGGGAAUCAUCAGCACAACUGAAAGGUAUGCCUCUUGCUGUAAAGUUCCCACUGUUAUACGGAUUUUCUUGAGCUGCCCAGAAGUUCUUAGCAUACAAAUCUCCAUAGAGGGAUCAGUCUUGGAGCGAUAAACAUAGCCACCUGAUAUGGCUGCAGAUCCAAUGUCUUUAUUUACCUCAGAAUGGCUGUAUCCUAACACUGGGAAGAUGGGAUCCUCAAAAUUAUCAGCUGAAGCAUUUUUAAAGCGGAGAGGACCUUCAUACAUGCUCCAUCCAUAGUUUCCCCCUUUCGUGAUGAUGUCAACUUCUUCAUAAUCAUUCUGCAUGAUUACCCAUCAAAAGAAAAUAAAAAUAAUCAUUCUGCAUGAUUCAUAUGAUUGUCAGAAACUCAGCAUCGAGAUGUCAGGCAGCACGUUACAUCUGUAGAAAAGGUCUUAACGAACAGAGAUGUUAUAGCUCUCAACAAAAGUGAGAUUGUCAUUAAACCUGCCCAACAUCUGCACAGAUGAAGUAAGAAGGCCUUUCUGAAUCAAAGCUACAGCGCCAAGGGUCUCUCAGUCCUAGCGCCCAAAUUUCAGGCUGCAAAUCUUUAUCUAGUGAAUAAGGAUUGUCUUGAGGAACCGAAUAGUUUCCCCAAUGUCCAAGCUCUGAUAUUUCUUCUUGACCUGAUGGAAAAAUCGCCUAAUGUCACUCAAGAAAGUGCAACAGGGCAAUUUGCCUUUUUAGUUUCAAUUAUUGUAAAACAAAAACAAAAAAAUCAAAGUGCCCACUUGGAAUGUUAUCAAUAUCAAGCCUCAUUAUUUUUCCAA
Capsicum annuum is the source of this 4315-nucleotide messenger RNA. RefSeq names its product pentatricopeptide repeat-containing protein At1g05670, mitochondrial. Bases 488 to 2731 code for a protein of 747 amino acids. Gene Ontology annotation, molecular function: protein binding. The record is from RefSeq and is a predicted model, not a curated record. The transcript has 5 exons. Lineage: Eukaryota; Viridiplantae; Streptophyta; Magnoliopsida; Solanales; Solanaceae.